Molecule: messenger RNA, 1203 nt
Organism: Condylura cristata (star-nosed mole)
Lineage: Eukaryota; Metazoa; Chordata; Mammalia; Eulipotyphla; Talpidae
Gene: PGB
Product: gastricsin-like
Exons: 9
Biological process (GO): proteolysis
Molecular function (GO): aspartic-type endopeptidase activity
Source: RefSeq, a predicted model, not a curated record
AUGAAGAUCCUGGUGGUGGUCUUGAUUUGUCUGCACCUCUCAGAGGGCUUGGAAAGGUGCGUGGUGGGAGUCAUUCUGAGGAAAGGCAAAUCGAUCCGCCAGAAAAUGGAGGAGCGGGGUGUACUGGAGACGUUCCUGAAGAGCUACCCAAAGGUUGACCCUGCUGCCAAGUACCAUUUCAAUAAUGACGCUGUUGUUUAUGAGCCGAUCACCAACUACCUGAAUGAUUUCUACUUUGGGGAGAUCAGCAUUGGGACGCCACCCCAGAAUUUCCUGGUUCUCUUUGACACGGGUUCCUCUAACCUGUGGGUGCCCUCCACCUACUGCCAAAGCCAGGCCUGUUUCAAACACAACAGGUUCAACCCUGGACAGUCCUCCACCUUCAGGUACGACGGACAAACCUACAACCUGUACUAUGGCAGUGGCAGCCUGAGUGUGGUCCUGGGCUAUGACACCGUUUCCGUUCAGAACAUCAUCAUUCGUAACCAGGAGUUUGGCCUGAGUGAGAGUGAGCCCACAAGCCCCUUCUACUACAUUGACUUUGAUGGGAUCUUGGGGAUGGCCUACCCCAAACUGGCAUCCCAGAGCUCCCCGACGGUCAUGCAAGAGAUGCUGCAGCAGGACCAGCUCACUGAACCCAUCUUCAGCUUCUACUUCUCCCGGUGAGAGCCUCCAUCUGGGAAGCAACAAGGGCCCUAUGGUGGAGAGCUCAUCCUGGGAGGCGUGGACACUCAGCUUUAUUCAGGUGCAAUUGUCUGGACCCCUGUCACCCGCGAGGUCUACUGGCAGAUUGCCAUUGAGGAGUUUGCCAUCGGUAGCCAGGCCACCAACUGGUGCUCCCAGGGCUGCCAGGCCAUCGUGGACACUGGCACCUUCCUGCUGGCUGUUCCCCAGUAUUACCUGGACUCCUUUCUGCAGGAGACUGGAGCUGAGCAGGCCGAGAACGGUGAUUACGUGGUUGACUGUGACUCCAUAGAGCGCAUGCCCACCAUCACCUUCGUCAUCAGCGGAGCUCAGUUCCCUCUGCCCCCCUCUGCCUACGUCCUCAACAAUGAUGGCUACUGCAGGCUUGGGAUUGAGGCCACUUACGUGCCCUCGCCCAAUGGGCAGCCCCUGUGGAUUCUGGGAGAUGUCUUCCUCAAGGAGUACUACUCUGUGUACGACUUGGCCAACAACAGGGUGGGAUUUGCCUACUCUGCCUAG